Myotis daubentonii (Daubenton's bat) is the source of this 1472-nucleotide messenger RNA. Its product is annotated as T-cell ecto-ADP-ribosyltransferase 2-like. Gene Ontology annotation, molecular function: NAD+-protein-arginine ADP-ribosyltransferase activity; NAD+ poly-ADP-ribosyltransferase activity. Lineage: Eukaryota; Metazoa; Chordata; Mammalia; Chiroptera; Vespertilionidae. The record is from RefSeq and is a predicted model, not a curated record.
CCCACAUAAAAAGGCCAGAGCACUGCCUUCUCAGGCACUUCUAUCAAAGACGGACCAGGACCAAGGAUCUCCAGGAAAUCAGUUAGUUUUGAACUUGGAGAUGACUUCUCUUCUAGCCACAGCAGUUCGCUUUUUGAUCCUAACUCCAUGGCUAACACGACAGGUGACCGGCCGGGUACGACCAGCUGAUCCAUGUGAGCUAGACAUGGCUGAUGAUGUGUUUGAUGAUCAGUAUGACGGUUGUAUUAAAGAAAUGGAGGCAAAAGCACCCCAGCUGUUAGAAGAAGAACUUAAAGUGAAUAGAAAUUUAAACACAGAAUGGAAAAAGGCAAAGACAAAAUGGAAGGAAAUAAAGAACAAAAUAGACUCAUCAAAACAACUCAAAGAUUCCCAUGGAAUAGCUCUAGUCGCCUAUACUGGAGAUAUUGGAACAGAAUUUAACAAAGCUGUCAGAAACUUCCGUCAAAAUACAAAUAAGUUUCAGUUUAAAGCCUUCCAUUAUUAUUUGACAAGAGCUCUUCAGCUUCUCAAGACAAAGGACUGUUAUACAGUUUAUAGAGGCUAUAACACAAAGUGUAAUUACAUUGGAAAAGGAAAUGUACGUUUCGGCCAAUUUGCCUCAUCAUCUCUCGCUGAAAAAGUAGCUAUAAAUUUUACUGACAAUCGUAAGGGAACACUUUUUACCAUCAGAACCUGUUUGGGUGUUAAAAUUGAAAUGUUCUCUUACAUUCGAUCACAAAAGGAAGUGCUAAUUCCAGGCUAUGAAGAAUAUCAGAAAGUCAUCCAAAAUAACAAUGAUGUUUCACUUGACAGGCCCAAAAUAUCUAAGAGUAACUACAAUUGCUUCUAUAUCAACAGCUCAGGAAUGAAAGAAAGUUCUGCAUUCAUUCUGCUGCUGCCUGGCCUCCUGGUCCUGAGGCUCCUCCCUGCUGAGCUGUAACCUUGCCCUGCCUGGUGCCUGGUUCUGCAUGGGGUAUUGGGAAGGGAGGGACGCAGGGUCCGUGUGUGGCUUAUGUUAGUGCUCACAUUCCCCGAGACAUCUAAGGGAUCUUCUGGGUCUGACCGCAAAAGUAUGCUUCCUGUCUCCAAAUGCACUUACUACCUGAGAUAAGUCCCUAGUUUCUCGACACUUCGCUGUGAUUAAAAAGCAAUGCUUUUACACACUGUCAGCAGUCACUGUCUUUAAAAUGCAAUUUAAUCUUGAUGAAUGUUAUAAUCUAAAGAAAUAAACCAUUGAUAAUCACACCUUGCUUCUCUGUGACUAGAUUUUACUACUAGUUGUAUUCUUUGCCCAGGAAAUUCUCCCAGGGCAUUUGAUGUGAUGCUGGCAUUUUCACAGUUGAGAAGUUUCAUAUCUUAUACUUCUCACAGAUAUCCUUGAAGCCUUGAUUGAUUGAGCCAGAAAUACCAGAGCUGUGUUAGAUAAAUCCUCCCUGCACCACCCCACCAGAAACCCAAGCAGUCACCAAGCC